AUGUGGAACGAUGAUAUCCGCGAAUUUGAGUAUGGUUGGGCGGAUGAUCACGAUGAAAUAUCCGAAUCACAAAAACCAACUAUUGUAUUAAUGGGAUUGAAAAGGAGUGGAAAAACAUCUAUACGAAAAGUUGUUUUUAAUAAAAUGUCACCCAAUGAGACAUUGUUCGUUGAAAGUACACCACGUGUGACAACGGAAACAGUUAAAGGAUCUUUUAUUAAUUUUGAAGCAAUCGAAUUUCCCGGUCAAAUGAGUCCUUUUGAUAAUGCAAUGAAUCCUCACGAUACAUUUGCUCGCUGUGGUGCACUACUUUUUGUUAUUGAUGCUCAGGAUGAUUACUCUGAAGCGCUAAAAAAAAUGAUUGAAUAUUUCAAAAAAGCAAUCGAAAUCAACGAAAAAAUUAGGUUUGAAGUAUUUAUUCACAAAGUGGAUGGUCUAAGUGAGGAGAUCAAAUUAGAAACACAACGUGAUAUAUUUCAACGUGUGCAAGAUGAUCUUCAGGAUGAUGGUCUUGAUAAAGUUCAUAUAACAUACUACCUGACAUCCAUUUAUGACCAUUCAAUAUUCGAAGCAUUUAGCAAAGUUGUGCAAAAACUUAUAAAGCAGUUAUCAACUCUUGAGCGACUGCUUGAUAUUUUCAAUCAGGGCUCAAAUGUUGAAAAAGCAUUUCUUUUUGAUGUGGCAAGCAAAAUAUAUAUAGCGACCGAUUCAUCACCUGUUGAUAUGGCAACAUACGAACUUUGUUGUGAUAUGAUUGACGUAACCAUUGAUAUAUCUUCCAUAUAUGGAUGUUCAGAUGAUUUGUCAUGUGCAGUGUUUGAUUCUCAGUCAUCUGCGGUGAUACAUUUGCGAACUGACCAAGUAUUAUUCUUGCGACAGGUUAAUAUGUUUCUUGCUCUUGUCUGUAUCAUACGCUCUGAGAACUUCGAGAAGCAAGGCCUCAUUGACUAUAACUUCCAGUGUUUUAAAGAAGAGACUAUUCGGUAUAUUCAUCUUUUACAGGCUAUUGAGCGCGUAUUUCAAAUUCGAAAUAGAUUAAAUCCUAGAAUAAAUAAUUCGGAAUCAGUCACCUAA
Molecule: messenger RNA, 1074 nt
Organism: Acanthocheilonema viteae
Lineage: Eukaryota; Metazoa; Nematoda; Chromadorea; Rhabditida; Onchocercidae
Source: the annotation of a GenBank genome assembly